Durotheca rogersii is the source of this 2058-nucleotide messenger RNA. Its product is annotated as peroxisomal membrane protein 4. NCBI's taxonomy places the organism in Eukaryota, Fungi, Ascomycota, Sordariomycetes, Xylariales, Xylariaceae. The record is from RefSeq and is a predicted model, not a curated record. The transcript has a single exon. Gene Ontology annotation, cellular component: peroxisomal membrane. Bases 509 to 1456 code for a protein of 315 amino acids.
UGUACACGCAUAAAACGCAGUACAUGCAUAUUCGCCGUACGCUCUUCUGCUAGGUCUCUGUGCCGAAACCUCGACAUGUGCACUGCCGAGGCCAACAGCUACUUUGCUCCCUGACGGACUCACCUCUCCGCAUCCACCAACCGUCAUCGUCACCGUCGUUCUCGUCGCGCUCUCUCUCAUACGACGCGGGAUAAUGCUGCGAUGCCGAUAUUCCGAAUGAAUUCCCGCCGCGUCUCACCACAUAGAAAUUGAAUACAGUUACCUGCUAAACACACAGACGAGCGAGACAGACGCAUCGAUGACCCGGUAGCGAGUCGCGAAAUCCCCCGAAGUCUCGAACCCUCGGCUCCAUCGCCUUUGCCGCGCGACCGGUCGAACCAGCCUCAACCUCCGCCCCUUUUUCCGCCUCUACAACACACCUACCUCUGCUCUUCUAACUCUUCUCCACCGCCUCGCUCCGGACCCUCAAUUGCUAUAAACGCGCGCGACCCGAACCUCACCAUCCACCAUGUCCUCGUCCUCGUCCUCCGCGGCGCCAUCACCGCCACCCCUCCCCUUCCCCUUCUCCUCGUCGCCCCCCGCCCUGGUCGACGCGCUGCAGCGCUUCCGGGCCGCCGCUGAGCGCGUCGUGCUCGACCCGGCGAAUCACGACCUGCUCGCCGUCGUCAAGGCGGCGCGCAACGGGGCCGUGUACGGCGCCAAGGUGCGCUUCCCGCACGCGCUCGUCAUGAUGGUGCUCUUCCGCCCCGGCACUCUGCGCGAGAAGCUCGGCCUCGUCUACCGCGCCACCCGCACCCACGCCCAGAACCUCGCCCGCUUCGCCGUCGUCUACAAGCUCGUCCGCUUCCUCCUCGCCCGCCUCCGCGCCGGCCGCCUCGCCCUCACCGACCUCCCCUCCGUCGCCGACCUGCUCGACCUCGAGGAGGGUGGCCCCGCCAACCUCGUCGGCGGUAUACUCGGCGAAGGGGGCGCCGCCGGUGCUGGCGGCAGCGGCAACAGCAGCAGUAGUAAAGGCAAGGGCAAGAGCCGACUGAGAGGGCUCCGGGGGAGGGGCAGCGGCAGCAAGGAGGGCCCGUACGACUCGUUCAUCGCGGGGCUGAUAGGCGGCUACCUGGUGUUCGGGGGGCGGGGGCGGUCGGGCAAGAUACCGAGCGUGAACCAGCAGAUCGUGAUCUACGUGUUCGCGCGGGUGGUGCUGGCGCUGGCGCGGCUGGCGAUCAAGCCGAAGGGGGCGGGAGGGCUGGGGCUGCCGGUGGUGUCGCGCAAGCAGGUGUCGGAGACGAUCGCGCGGCACGCGUGGCCCGUCUUCGCCGCGGCCUCGUGGGCCGCCGUCAUGCACCUCUUCCGCCACCACCCGGACGACCUGCAGCCCUCGCUCCGCGGCAGCAUGACGUACAUCUACCAGCAGUCCGACCACUGGGACAGCCUGCGCAACUUCAUCUGGCACAACAAGUGAACCAGCCCGCCCGCGCGCCUGCGGGAAGCGGGAGAGCGGGAGGCGCCUGGAGGGGAAGAGGUCGCGAGAGCGAGGGAGAGAGAGAGGAAGAGUAAAAAAAGAGCCAAGGCUGAGCAAGGAAAGCAAAGGUUGGACAGAUGCAACGAAGGUGGAAAGGAAGUUGAACUGGGUCGGAUGAAGUCCUUACGCGAUACGUCGUGAUAAAGAGGCGGGUCACGAUGACAUGGCAUAGAGACGGGGCAAGCAGCGAAGCGAAUCGGAGCCCGAGAGACGCGCCGGGAGGGGGUAGGCUCCGCCGCUGUGUUUACGGCAGACAUCACUAACGGCGUUCCGUGUCGGUGUAUUCUUUUUUUUUACCCCUAAUUUCCAUUUUUACCCCUUGCUGGGGAGGGGGGUUAAGCCAGCCGUCUCCGGGCGCACCAAGUGCUCUUCCGAAGGUUGUAUACCGAUAUAUACAUUUACAUUUACUCUUUGGGCAUAUAUGUUUCCUGCAUGGCUGAUGAAGCCGGGGAGGGGAGGCGGUGGGUUUCGGAUUCUCACAUUGGCAGCAUCCUUUAGACCGGAGUAGUCGAAUACAAUGCAACGAUGAUAUGGUACACGCA